UAGGCUCUGCCAAAAUAUUUUUUUGUUUUUCAUCAUCAAUUUUACUGUUGAAAUCGUUGAAUAUACGAUAAAGUGCAUACGUCACACAUGGACUACGUGAAAUCUGAAUGACAUUAGCUGUUAGCCAGUGUUGCUGGCAAUCAACAGCAUCACAAGUACCUAGUGUUGUUAAAUAAAACAAGUGUUUUUAAUAAGCAUGUGAGAUCGUUAAAACUGGAGAUGAACUGUAUUCAAAUACUUCGUAGGGAUUACCUAAGACCUGUCAAUUUAAUAUUGAAGGCGAAAUACUCUCGUAGGUCGGCGAAAAGCACGAGUUCAUAUAAAUUAAUGAAAUCAGAUGGAAUUAAUGCAGAUAUCGAAAAUAAUGAGUUCGAUGCAAAUCCAAAUUGGGAGCUGUUUGGACCCAGGGGGUUCAGGUUCUACCUGCCAGGUAGCACGGGCCCAGGAUGGCUGGAUCAAUCCACGACAGCUCAAGUUGAAACACGUUCAGUUGUGAUAUGCAGUGAUGAGGACGAGAGUGAUAAGGCAGAGAGAGAUCUCAGGACAAGUAGGAAUAAUGAUCAGGCUCCUGUUCUACAUUGUGUGGCGCAGGAGUGUCCGAUGUUACUGAGAAAGGGAAUUCUGGAGUUGUUUCCUGGUUGUGUGGAAGCUGCGUCACCACAGCUCACUAUUGUCACGAUUACGCAGAAACUCAACCCCAGGAUGGUUAGGUGGAGCAAAGAAAUUGAGACUGAGAGAUUAGCGAAAUUUUUCCUGCUGGCAGCCUCUGACAUAUGCACGAAGCUGAAAAUGUUCGGAUACUGGGCAGAUUUUAUAAACCCAUUCAGCGGACAGCCCUAUCUCAAUCCCCACAAAAACGGUACACUCUAUAAAACUGACGAGCGUUUCCGAUGCCUGGGAUUUAAAGUCGAUAAACAAAACUCAUGCAAACUCAUAUCGUACGAAAAUAGUGGAUCACAGUUCAUUGGAAGCCUCUACACCACUGCCCCAUCGAGUACUGAAUUCCUUCGUGAUGUGAUGCAAGGCCUAUCCGAUCACUGACGAAGGUACUUCUUUCAUUGAACGCUCUUGGAAAACAGUGAACAGCAAUAGGAGUGUAUAAAUUAUUUUUCUGGAUUCAAAAAAAAAACAAUAACCCGCAAAAUGUAACCUCUAACUGAACUAAUAAUGCGUUAUCCUGCCAGAGCAAUAUAUAUUUGGGAAUUAGACCGAAAACAUUGAAUUUUCCACCGAUUGCAGUACUUUUUUAGGAGAUUCAAGAACUACGAGGAUUUCUGCCCGAAGGAUUUAAUUUUAUAAACUUCGCCUGAAUUUGAAUCUCGAUAAAGGAUCGUUGAAGACUAUUUUCCAAAUCUAGAGAACUUCAAACCUUCAAUUUUAGAGGAUGAUCCAUAAAGUAAUAAACUUGCAAUAAAAAAACGAAUAUUUUCUUUAAAAAUAUUAAGUUUUCAAAGGUUUGGGCAAUUUUAAAUAUUUAUUUAUAAACACCGAAUACUUAAAGAAAAAUAAUUAUGUGUAGAGAGUAAUCUAAUAGACGUUGAAUAUUCGUUAUUUUUUAAAAAUUAUUCUGAGUGAAAAUGGUCGAAUCAAAUCGGAAGACACUUAAGAAUCCCUGGAGUGACUCCAUUACAUAGAGACGUUAGCUAACUUUAAUUCUCCUCCCCACAACGUUCAAAUAAAACUUUAUCUCGAAUGAUAUUGGACAUGACAAUCCUGGGCUAGCGUCAAUGUAAUCGUAAUCACAUCCUCAAGACCAUAACAAUAAUACCUCAGAUAUUCAUUUUAUCUCCAUGAGACGUUGGGCACUAGGAUUUUAUUGAUCCAAUGUGUAUUCGAUAGUAUUGCCAACCAAUUGAAGGCAGACAGGCAAUGUUGGCUUGUGAACGGCGUCGGUUUUCAUUCGUGAAAUUCAAUUUCAACGGGGAGAGACAGUAAAAAAAUAAAAUUGCUAUUGAAUGAGAAAUAAAAGACAGUUGUAAAAGAGACAA
Messenger RNA from Diachasmimorpha longicaudata, 1988 nucleotides. RefSeq names its product cobalamin trafficking protein CblD. Gene Ontology annotation, biological process: cobalamin metabolic process. Bases 220 to 1041 code for a protein of 273 amino acids. The transcript is spliced from 4 exons. The record is from RefSeq and is a predicted model, not a curated record. Gene Ontology annotation, cellular component: mitochondrion. Lineage: Eukaryota; Metazoa; Arthropoda; Insecta; Hymenoptera; Braconidae.